AUGGCUACGAUCCACCCAAACAUGACAUCAACUGAAGACUACUUUGACUACUACAACAUAUUUCCACAUGAUGGCAAAUUCCAGAUCUGCACCAACACAGACGUACUGAACUUUAGCCGAGUACUCCGCCCUAUAUUAUACAGCAUCGUCUUCAUUGUGGGAUUUAGCGGUAACAGCCUGGUGCUGUGUGUCCUGGUGAAGUAUUACAAAUCACCCAACAUGUCAGAUCUGUGCCUCUUUAAUCUUGCACUUUCAGACCUCCUCUUCCUAUUGUCAUUACCUUUUUGGGCUCACUACGGAUCCAUCACUGAGUGGACCUUUGGGAGCUUUAUGUGCCAUGCAGUUACAGCGUUUUAUAUGCUGGGAUUCUAUGGAAGCAUCUUCUUCAUGAUCCUCAUGACUGUGGACCGUUAUGCUGUCAUUGCCCACCCCUAUAUGUCUCUCUUCACCAAGUAUCGUUCUGUUGAACCUAGCAUAGCUAUUUCUUUGUUUAUGUGGGCGCUCAGCUUGGCAGCCUCUUUGCCAACCAUUAUUUUCUCACAAGUGAAGAAUGAUUCAGAUGUUUGUACAUGCAGGGUGGAAUAUCCACAAGGGACAGCAUGGAAGGCAUUUUCUUACAUCGAGCUGAAUGUCCUUAGGUUAAUAAUUCCCCUGGCAGUGAUGGUGUUCUGUUACUCACGCAUCAUUCCAGUCUUAAUGGCCAUGACAUCACAGAAGAAACAUAGAGUUGUCCGACUCAUGUUGGUUUUGGUUAUUGUUUUUUUCCUUUUCUGGACUCCUUACAACAUCGUCAUUUUCAUGAUGUUCUUGCAUCACUUGGGCUACAUGCAAAGCUGUCAGUGGAAUCAGGACCUGAACAUGGCUAUGCAGUGGGUGGAAAUCAUAGCCUUCAGUCACUGCUGUCUAAACCCCAUAAUCUACGCCUUUGUGGGGCAGAAAUUCAGGAAAUUAUUCCUAAAGAUCCUAAAAGAGUGGUUUCCACUUUGUUUUGGCCAGUGUACACCAUUUGUAAGUGAGUUCUUAGAGAGGGUGAGCUCUACGUCCUCACACUCCUCUAUAACUUCCUGCCCUAAUGUUGUGUGAGCAAAAGUGGGCAAGAGUUCAGCAGUUGAAAUCUGGGUUAAGCAGACAUAAAUGAGACAUUAC
Clarias gariepinus (North African catfish) is the source of this 1146-nucleotide messenger RNA. Its product is annotated as C-C chemokine receptor type 1-like. Gene Ontology annotation, biological process: chemotaxis; immune response; G protein-coupled receptor signaling pathway. Bases 1 to 1083 code for a protein of 360 amino acids. The transcript has 2 exons. The record is from RefSeq and is a predicted model, not a curated record. Gene Ontology annotation, molecular function: chemokine receptor activity. Lineage: Eukaryota; Metazoa; Chordata; Actinopteri; Siluriformes; Clariidae. Gene Ontology annotation, cellular component: membrane.